This is a messenger RNA of Salvia hispanica, 1050 nucleotides long. RefSeq lists its product as uncharacterized. NCBI's taxonomy places the organism in Eukaryota, Viridiplantae, Streptophyta, Magnoliopsida, Lamiales, Lamiaceae. Gene Ontology annotation, molecular function: oxidoreductase activity. The record is from RefSeq and is a predicted model, not a curated record.
CUAGAACAAUGCCUGCAAAAUUCCAACAUCAAUUGGGGCCAUGGGCUCAACUCCCAAACAAAAUCGUCCUGGUCACUGGCGCAUCCUCCGGCCUCGGUCUCGAAUUCUGCCUCGAUCUCGCUGCAGCCGGCUGCCGGAUCGUUGCAGCUGCUCGAAGAAUUGACCGGCUCGAGUCCCUAUGCCAUCAAAUCAACAAAGUGGACGGUUUAAUUGGUCGAGCUAAAGUUGUGGAACUCGAUGUCACAGCGGACGGUCCGAUUAUCGAGGCUGCUGUCGAAAAAGCUUGGAGCGCAUUCGGGCAAGUCGAUGUGUUGAUCAACAACGCUGGUGUGAGAGGGCCCAAGAGAUCAUCACUGGAGCUUUCAGAUGAGGAUUGGAGCAAUGUGGUGAAAACAAACUUAACUGGCUCAUGGAUCGUUUCCAAGCACGUCGGCUCAAGAAUGCGCGCAGCCGGCCGCGGUGGCUCCAUAAUCAACAUAUCAUCCAAUGCCGGCCUAAACCGAGUCUAUCACAGCGGUGGCGUGGCCUAUAGUUCCUCCAAAGUUGCCCUCAACAACAUCACCAAAACAAUGGCGCUAGAAUUGGGAGAGUAUAAUAUAAGGGUGAAUGCGAUCGCACCGGGAUUGUUCAAAUCGGAGAUAACGGAGCAACUAAUGGUGCAUAAAUGGCUGCAAAAUGUUGCGGAGAGAACGAUUCCGCUUCGAACAUUUGGAAGUUCGGAUCCAGCACUUACUUCACUUGUUCGUUAUUUGAUUCAUGACUCCUCUGCUUAUGUUUCUGGGAAUGUCUUCAUCGUUGACGCUGGCUACACUCUCCCAUCUUUUCCCAUUUUUUCUUCCCUCUGACUCUCUCUCUCAUUUCAGUCAUUUGAAUAAGGCUCAUGGGCUUCUUUCCAAUUCAAGAAAAGGUCAAUAAAUUGUUCAGUAGUAGAUCAUAUUCCAAUUGUGUGUGUGUUUUAAUUGAGCUUGCAAUUAGAAUCAUGUGUUUAAAUGUCAAUAAAUUGAAAUGGUCAAGUUGGAGUGAGAGUAUAGACUUGUGUUUUUCAUUAAA